Messenger RNA from Ostreobium quekettii, 399 nucleotides. Lineage: Eukaryota; Viridiplantae; Chlorophyta; Ulvophyceae; Bryopsidales; Ostreobiaceae. The record is from the annotation of a GenBank genome assembly.
AUGCAGUUUGAGAAGAUGGUGGUAACCCGUUGGGACGAAAUGGGCAUAUUACUUGGCACCUCGCAAUGCGUGCCACUCCAUGGAUUGCAUCUGCCAGCAUUGACAAGCUAUGCACAGGAACUUCUUGCAGCGAAUGUGAGCGCGGCGCACACAACUCAAGCGGUUCUAGCCGUCUUUGGCAUUGAGACUACUCCGGGGUGUCCAGUGGGCUUAUUUGGCAGCACUGGGCAGGGAGUCCAUAACGCAGCAAGCCAGCUCAGGGCAUCGAGGCACAAAUCCACUGACAAGCCAGUGAACGGAUGCCUAAAUGAUGCAACUGUUCGGCCAUUGCCUGGGCCCGGACUGAGCUGGGACCCUCUGUCUCCAGGCUUUGGAACUCAGGGCUUGAGGUUUAUGUGA